Molecule: messenger RNA, 5923 nt
Organism: Salvelinus fontinalis (brook trout)
Lineage: Eukaryota; Metazoa; Chordata; Actinopteri; Salmoniformes; Salmonidae
Product: kelch domain-containing protein 1-like
Exons: 14
Molecular function (GO): protein binding
Source: RefSeq, a predicted model, not a curated record
CCCAUAGCUCUGUCUAUUAAUUUGAGAGUGAUUACAUUUCUCCAGCCCCAUCCCUAGGCUUUUUACCGAACCAUGGGUGGGAACGCCUUUAUUGUUUUUAAUGCUGAUUGCCGAUAUUAAGUUAGGGUUUAGGUAGGGACGUCCCAAGGAUCCCGGAUAGUACAAAUCACGAUUAUGCCGAGAUUUACUGUUUGAAGUCAGCUGAUGUUGUUAAAACACCCCGUAUUCACAGACAUCAUUCAUGGAUUCUGCAAUUGAAAAGCACUGUUCAGAGCUUGUAGCCCGUGAGCGAAGCGGUCAUACGGCUCUAAUUGAGAGAAAUGUCCUGUACGUGUGGGGAGGCUACGUGUCAAUUGCUGAUGAUGAAGUUUUCCUACCUAAUGAUGAAAUCUGGUUAUAUGACUUAGAAAGAGGUGUAUGGGAAAUGUGCAGGAUGUCAGGAGAGGUCCCGCCUCCCAUGUCAGGCACCUGUGGCUGCUCUCUGAAUGGAGACAUGUACAUAUUUGGGGGAUGCGAUGACAAUGGCCAGACCAACCAGCUUUACUGUGUCAAUCUUCUGGAUGGAAAAUAUACUUGGAGGAAAGUUAACCAUAAGAGUGGCUCCCCUCCCACACCCAGAGAUAAGCUCUCUUGCUGGGUUUUCAAUGGCAGGCUCAUCUACUUUGGUGGAUAUGGUCAUAAGCAACUUGAUGACAUCAAUAACAACAGAAGCUUCCUUAUGGAUGAGGCAUCAUGGGUGGAUGACAUCUAUUGGGGAUGAAACAAUGAAGUCCAUAUGUUUGACCCAACAUCGGCCAGUUGGAGUGAACCACAUACCAGUGGUUGUGCACCUGACCCCAGAGCUGCCCAUGCCAGUGUAACACUUUGCCACAAAGGAUAUGUAUGUGGGGGCAGAAUAAGGGAAACCAGGACAAGUGACAUUUAUUGUCUAGAUCUAGAAUCAUGGACAUGGUCUGAAAUAGUACCAGCAUCCAAUGUGCCAGUGGGAAGGUCGUGGCAUACCCUCACUGCAAUAUCUGACAGCAGUUUGUUUCUAUUUGGAGGACUGAGUAUAGACUGCAAACCAAUGAGCGAUGGCUGGGUAUUUGAUGUUGGGACGAAGACAUGGAGAGAGUUUGAGCAUCCAUACACGAACAAACCAAGGUUGUGGCACACAGCAUGCCAAGGGAAAGACUCUGAUGGCAUUGUGUUUGGGGGUAGUUGCAACUACAUCCUUCUAGUAGACACAGGUCACUGCAAUGACGCACUUGUUUUCCAGAUCCAGCCCUACCCACUCUUUCGGAUAUGUGAGGAUUACAUAGCCAAGAAUGUGAAGAACUGCAAGAUGCUUGAAAAACAGCUUCCAUUUGUGCCUCCAAAACUACUGCCAGCUGUACAGAAGAGAAUAUCAUUUUUUCGGACAACAAAGAAAAUAUAGCAUUGUCAGAUAUAAAUCUUAAGGGAAAUGUUCAGUAUUAUAAACUAGGGGGUUUGAGUCCUGAAUGCUGAAUGCUCAUUGGCUGACAGCCGUGGUAAAAACAUUUAUUUUUACUAUUUACGUUGGUAACCAGUUUAUAAUAGCAAUAAGGCACCUCUGGGGUUGGUGGUGUAUGGCCAAUAUACCACAGCUAAGGGCUGUAUUCAGGCACUCCGUGUUGCAUCGUGCUAAGGACAGCCCUUAGCCAUGGUAUAUUGGCCAUAUACCACCAACCGCCGAGGUGCCGUAUUGCUUAAGUAGACUACAGUAAACUGAUAAUGCAGAGUUCAGACUAUGUUCCGCAUAUUACUGUUGAGAAGGCCUUCAUAGUAUGUGGGGCGAUUUGUCUUACAAAACAUUAUUGACUUAUUGUCAAAUGUCUUACAGUGUAUCUUACAAGGCAUUCAGAAAUUAUUCAGACCCCUUAACUUUUUCCACAUGUUAUGUUACAGCCAUCAUUACUUUAACACGUGGUCAGUCAAUCCGGAAAAUUUCAAGAACUUUAAAAGUUCCUUCAAGUACAGUCGCAAAAACCAUCAAUCGCUAUAAUGAAACUGGCUCUCAUGAGGACCCCCACACGAACAGAAGACCCAGAGUUACCUCUGCUGCAGAGGAUGAGUUCAUUAGUUACCGCCUCAGAAAUAGGAGCCCAAAUAAAUGCUUCAGAGUUCAAGUAACAGACACAUCUCAACAUCAACUGUUCAGAGGAGACUGCGUGAAUGAAGCUAGUUGAUGAAGCUAGUUGAUAGAAUGUCAAGAGUGUGCAAAGCUGUCAUCAAGGCAAAGGGUGGCUAUGAAGAAUCUAAAAUCUAAAAUAUUUUGAUUUGUUUAACACUUUUUUGGUUACUACAUGAUUCUGUGUUAUUUGAUAAUUUAUGGUUUUUACUAUUAUUCUACAAUGUAGAAAAUAGUAAAAAUAAAGAAAAACCCUUGAAUGAGUAGGUGUGUCCAAACUUUUGACUGGUACUGUAAGUAUUCAGACCCUUUGCUAUGAGACUUGAAAUUGAACUCAGGUGCAUCCUGUUUCCAUUCAUCAUCCUUGAGAUGUUUCUACAACUUGAUUGGGGUUUACCUGUGGUAAAUUCAAUUGAAUGGACAUUUGGAAAUGCUCAAAGCCCGUAACAAAAGGGAGACAUGGAGAUAAAGAAUAACAAAAUAUAUUUAUUAAUUGAAGUAAAGUAAAUACAAUUAACAAUGGUGUGUGUGUAGUCAGUAUUGUAAGUGAGUGGUUGCAUGUAUACAUGUGAUAAUUGGGGGUGUUGAAGGGUGCCAACGCAAACAAACCAAAUAGCCACAACAAUGCCACAACCAAAAUCUGCCUGUGUCUGAAUGGAGAGAGUCUCCUCAAUGAAUGUGGAAGAGGUCUAUUUAUCCUGGGACACACCCGGGCCCAGGUGUUUCCCAUGUAGCUGACGACCCUCUCAACUCCGCCCACCGACAUCCUAAUAAGGAAACAAGAGCAAAGAGAAAGAGAAUACGGUAGACAGAGUGGGAGGGUCGUCACCCCCCCCCCCCCCCCAUGAAACCGGGAACCAACAAGGACCCCGGAACAACGUACCAGCCCCUGCGUCCCAAAUUGACACGGCCUCUGCGUCCCAAAUUGACACGGCCUCUGCGUCCCAAAUUGAUGAGGGGUUACGUGUUCACACUUCCAAAUUGCCCCAGCCAACCUCCUCCCCAGACCUCAGCAACCUUCGUGCACAGCAACGUUUAAGAGAAAAGAAGAACACAAGACCAGGAGGGAACAGACAGCAAAGAUAGAACAUGACAAUACCAAACAAUGGUCAGUCACGUAAACAUUCAGGAACAGGGCACACAAGAGACCGCAUCAGCUACAAACGCCAAAGAAAAUAACAUCUCAGGGUGCUUCCUAAUUUUUACAACAUCGCCCAACGGGUCAUAGUCACUUCCCAACGAUUCAUAGUCACUUCUCAACGUAACAGAAUUUCAUGUGCCCUACUCAUCAGUGGCACCUGCCAAUAGCCCUUUAACAGGUCAAAUUUACUCACAAACCUAGCUGCUCCGACUUGAUCAACACAGUCCUCCAUCCGAGGAAGAGGAAAUUAAUCAGGCUUAGUGACACUGUUUACCUUACGGUAGUCCGUACAAAAUCUGUUUGUUCCAUCCGGUUUACUGACCAAGAUACAGGGAGGAGCCCAGCUGGAGAAAGAAGGCUCUGCUAUCUUACUCUCUAGCAUGUAUCUGACCUCAGCAUCCAGACAACGCAGUUUCUCUGAAGAAACUCUAUAGAACCGCUGACGAAUGGGGUCAGCAUCUCCAAUAUCAUGAUCUAUUAAGUUUGUACGUGUGGGUGUAUCAGAAAACAAACCUGGAAAUCUCUGAAUCAGACCAACCAUCUCUUUCCGCCCAUCAACAGGUAGAGGAGUGAGAAGGCUGUCUAAAAUAUCCAGUGUCUCUGAAUUUUUCAAUCUACCCUGCAGUAUGCAAUCGUCAGGACCAGGAACAUCUUCCCUCCUCAUUCACAGACCUAGCCUGAGAAGAACCCAAGGAAAUAACGGUAUCAGCCAAAAGAACAGGUUACCGUCCUCUGUAGAUUCCCACUGUUCAGUCUCAGAGGAACGUGCAUAAUAGGGUUUUAACAAAUGUACAUGGCACAGUUGGUGUGCUUUCCUCCGUUCUGGAGUGGCAACUAGAUAAUUUUGCUCAGUGUACUGGAGCACCACUGUAUAUGGACCUUGAAACUUGGCUUGAAAAGGUGUUUCCAUUUAUUUGGAAAAGGUACACACCUGUCUAUUUAAAGGUCCCACUGUUGACAGUGCAUGUCAGAGCAAUAACCAAACCAUGAUGUUGAAGGAAUUGUUCAUGGAGCUCCGAGACAGGAUUUGUGUCGAAGCACAGAUCUGAGGAAGGGCAGUGGCAGUUCUAGACCAUUUCAACUGGGGGGGCCAAGCUGGGGCCAGUUGUACUGUUAGAGGGGCCAGUUACAUUAGACGUUAUUGUUAUCGUUUUCUUCAGGCAUUAGCAGGCAAAAGACCAUGUUCAUAAUCAUCAUCGUUGCCACUGUCUAAUAACUAAUGUAAAAAAACGAACGAAAACAAAAAUUUGUUAUGUAAAAAUGUAUUCAUACUCCACAUUUAGGGGGGCCACAAGGGGGGCACUGCCCCCCCCAGAACCGCCACUGGGGAAGGGUACCAAAAAAUAUUCUGAAGCAUUGAAGGUCCCCAAAAACACAGUGGCAUCCAUCAUUCUUAACAAUGGAAGAAGUUUGGAACCACCAAGACUCUUCCUAGUGCUGGCCUCCCAGCCAAACUGUGCAAUUGGGGGAGAAGGGCGCAGUGGUCUAAGGCACUGCAUCUCAGUGCUUGAGGCGUCACUACAGACACUGUCGCCUGGGAUUAGCCGGUAUAGGCCGUCAUUGUAAAUAAGAAUGUUCUUAACUGACUUACCUAGUUAAAUAAAAGGGCCUUGGUCAGGGAGGUGACCAAGAACCCGAUGGUCACUCCAGAGUUCGUCUGUGAAGAUGGGAGAACCUUCCAGAAGGACAACCAUCUCUGCAGCACUACCAAUCAGGCCUUUAUGGUAGAGUGGCUAGAUGUAAGCCACUCAGUAAAUACACAUGACAGCCCGCUUGGAGUUUGCCAGAAGGCACCUAAAGGAUGAUGAAACCAAGAUUGAACUCUUUGGCCUGAAUGCCCAAGCAUCAUGUCUGGAGGAAACCUGGCACCAUCUCUACGGUAAAGCAUGGUGGUGGCAGCAACAUGCUGUGGCGAUGUUUUUCAGCGGCAGGGACUGGGAGACUAGUCAGGAUCGAGGGAAAGAUGAACAGAGCAAACACAGAUCCUUGAUAAAAAACCUGCUCCAGAGCGCUCAAGACCUCAGACUGGGGUAAAGAUUCACCUUCCAACAGGACAACAACACUAAGCACACAGCCAAGACAACACAGCCAAGACAACGCUUCGGGCCAAUUCUCUGAAUGUCCUUGAGUGGCCCAGCCAGAGCUCGGACUUGAACCUAAUCAAACAUCUCUGGAGAGACCUGAAAAUAGCUGUGCAGCGAUGCUCCUCAUCCAACCUGACAGAGUUUGAGAGGAUCUGCAGAGAAGAAUGGGAGAAGUUCCCCAAAUACAGGUGUGCCAAGCUUGUAGCGUCAUACCCAAGAAGCCUCAAGGCUGUAAUCGCUACCAAAGGUGCUUUAACAAUGUACUGAGUAAAGGGUCUGAAUACUUAUAUAAAUGUGAUAUUUUCCCAUUUUUUUAUUUUAUUUGUAAUACAUUUGCAAAAAUUUCUAAACCUGUUUUUGCUUUGUCAUUAUGGGGAAGUGUGUGUGUCGAUUGAGGGAAAAAUAACAAUUUAAUACAUUUUAGAAUAAGGCUGUAACGUAACAAAAUGUGGAAAAAGUCAAGGGGUCUGAAUAAUUUCCGAAUUAACUGUAUAUGAUGACUAUGAAUGGAUGUGUAUUCUGCCUGCAACAAAAGCAAAGGCAUUUUAAUAAAGAAGACUGUUGUAA